This is a messenger RNA of Stegodyphus dumicola, 3457 nucleotides long. RefSeq names its product MAM and LDL-receptor class A domain-containing protein 1-like. Lineage: Eukaryota; Metazoa; Arthropoda; Arachnida; Araneae; Eresidae. The record is from RefSeq and is a predicted model, not a curated record. Gene Ontology annotation, cellular component: membrane.
CUUGUUAUGGAAGCUUUCCCGAGAGAAAAGUAUUUGAAACGCAGAGGUUAUGUAGCAGUAGAUGAUAUCUUCUUGAUGGAUGGAUUUUGCCCAGGAGACUGCACAUUUGAAAACGAUUUUUGCAACUGGACGAAUUCCAACACAAGUGAUGAAUUUGACUGGAAAAUGGGUCGAGGCAGCAGUAGUUCCGUAACAGGACCUUCACGAGAUCAUGGCAGCAGCGUUACUUGGAGGGAAACAGGUGGCUAUGCAUAUAUUGAUUCAUCAUUCCCAAACAAGCCUGGGGAUAAAGCUCAGCUGUGGAGUCCAGUUUUGAAUCCUCAUGGGAAUGGAAGUGCUUUAUGUUUAAGUUUUUGGACAUCUUUGUAUGGUGCUGGUAUAGGAGCACUGCGGGUAUAUAUGUACGACAAUACAACGAACGCAACAGGCGAUCCUAUAUGGGAGCUGUAUACUGGCACCUUGACCCCCGAUCAGUGGUAUAAAGGAGAGGUACCACUUUCUCUUCCAAGGCCUUUUAGGGUUAUUUUUGAAGCUGAAAUCAAUUUACCUGGAGAAAGUGAUAUAGCUAUAGAUGAUAUAGCUUUAAAUAAUGGAACAUGUCCAAGUGUACCACGAGAGGCCAGUAAAUCAGGUGAUUGCGCGUUUAUCGUGGAUUCUUGCGGAUGGAAAGAGAUGGACACAAAGACGAGACCCGAGAGUCCUUCUUUGUGGAGCCGAACAACAGGAGAAGGUACGCUUCUUUACCCAGAAGGCCACUCAUCAAUGUCUGGUGCAUCUAGACAAGAUUCUUACAUGAUGUUCAACACUGCAAGUUAUCAGCAUGCACCCUUAGACAAAGGCCAAUUAAUCAGCCCUGCUUUGCCUCAUUCAAAUUACACGUACUGUCUUAGCUUCUGGGUUUACAUGUAUGCCAGCACAGCUGGGGUGCCCAUAGGAGGUUUGCUGGUUAAGAUCCGGCGUUCGGAUAAUUCUUCCGAGAUUCUUUGGAGGCUGGACAACCAUCAGGCUUCCCACUGGAUUCAUUCUCAGCUGUCAUUGCCAUCUCACUGGAAUUCUUCAGACAGAGUAAUUAUCGAAGCUAUAAAAGGUGGUGAUACAAGAGCUGCUAUAGCUGUCGACGAUAUCACAUUCACAACGCCAUAUAAUUGCACCAUUAAACCUCUCAAAGCCCAAGUUCAUCCAGCUGACUGCGCAUUCGAUCGAGAGCUCUGCGGUUGGCAAGUGGUCAAUUCUUCAACUACUGGUCCCAAAUGGCGACUGCCAUCCGGAAAUACAAAGCCGGCAACGGUCAAGGAUCAUACCUAUCAAGUGCUUGGAGACGGUUUCGUAUAUAUGGAUGUCUUUUCUACUCCCAAUCCUGUCAGCAGCACUUUACAGAGUUCGCAUAUCUAUGGCAACCCUAAUAUCACCUACUGUCUCAGCUUUUGGUAUUUAGCUUUGGAAACCGAAGAGGGAGCCACUCUCCUAGUUCGAGCCCAUUAUAACAACACUCAUCAGGAAUUGUGGAAACUUACCAGAGAUAAUUCUCUGCAGACGCACUAUCAGUAUGGUCAAGUGAAUGUGACUCUGUCUUCUAAUUUUACGGUGGCAUUCAUAAGCACCGUUCAAAAGUCAGGAUGGGUUUUAGAUGAUAUCAAAUUUUCUAUGGGACCUGUUUCAAACACCACAACGUGUGCAUUGAGACCACCUGGUGCAAAAGUUAGUUGAAGAAGUAUGGGUAUUAAUGAAAAUGUUGAGUGAAAAUGUAAAUAAAUAUCAAAUAAACUUUUGAAGAAUAAAUUUUGAAAGAAAUGUUUGGGAGUUAUGCCAUAGAUACAAAAUGUUCAAAACAAUUUUGAAGUUUUUAAUAUUGUGCUCUUACGCAUGUCAUUUUGCACAUCAGUAUUUAUAAAUGUUUCAGUAAAUUUCUCAUAUUAUUUGAAAUAAUAAGUUGUAGUAAGUUAUUUUUAUUUAAAUAUUUUCUUAACACAUUCUGCAAAGGAAAAAUUGUUUUCACUGCAUGAGAACAGUGAGGGCAAAGUUAAUGAAAUUGAAAUAUUUGUCAACAGUAAAAAUAAAAUACCUAAAAUUGACAAUCUUUUUCUUCAGGGAUUUCAAAUGUAUCAUGACUGCGUACUGAAAAGGUAAUGUAUUUAGUAGUAUAUUACCCUAUCCAUUUCCACUAUGCAGUCAUGAUGUGAAAUGUUCAAAGUGUUUUACAGACUUUACAAAUUCUUCAUGUAUCCCCUUUUCGUGAUAAAGCAUAUGUUACUUUAAUCCUGUUUGAAACAUCUUAAUUACUUUCCUUGGACUACUUUAUCAGGUAUUUCUCCCGCCUCCUUAGCAUGCCUUCGUUGUGUAGUGGUCACCACUCUUUGCGCGUAUUCGAGACAUCCGUGGUUCGAAUUCCGGAGAGCGCAUUGCUCAUUUUUCUUCUCUCCUGCUUUCAGAAAUACCUAAUGUAUCUACAACUUCAAUGAUAGCAGUGAUGAUGCAGUGAUUUAUUUUCACUACAUCUGGAGCCCGAUCACAUCCAAAUUCUUGAAUCGUAACGGACCUCCAAUGGAAGGAACCACAUGACGUUAAAUCAGAUUAAAAGUUUCAAUUACUUAUACAAAUUUGAAAGUAUAUGUUAUGGUAUAAUGUAAUUACUUUAACUAGUUCUAAAUCCUGUGUGAGGUUUUAAUGUAUAGUCUAGAUGUUUGUCAUAUAUGCAUAUUUCUCAUGCUGUAAAGAAUGCAUACGUAUUUUGUGUAUCACAGUUUCGACUUUCAAAUAUAUUAAUCUGUUAACAUAUUGCAUCAUCGAUUGAUUUUUAUAACAUAUGUUUCAUUAUUUUAUUUCUGUAAAAGUUCUUGUGUUCAUUGUUUUGAAUUGUAGUCAUAAUGUAAAAUUAUUAUGUAUAUCUAAAAUUAUUAUGAUUUUGCUUUCAAGUAUUAAAUUGCAAACCUCUUAUUAAUAACUUAAAUAUACUAAUUUCGUUUUAAAAACUUCACUAUGUUUGCAUGUUGCCUACGUAACUUAUUCAGCAAAAGGUAUUAUGACCAUGUUAGAGGACAAAAGCAAAGAAAUUAAUUGUUUUCACAUUGAAUAAUAAGAUGUGAGUAAUGAAUGAAAUUAUAAAAUCAAAAUUAUACGUGUUGUAAGUUAUAAAUAAAAUUCUUCUAAUAAUUAGAAAUUUCACACUUAAAAGGUUUUCUAGCACAUUUUCAUGUAGAGCAAAAAAUUGUAUCAUGAAUUUUUCAGCUUUUUAAUUUAUUUGGUUUGGGACAUUUAAGGACAAGUCUUUGUAUAUUCUGUCUUUCUAUAUUUUAUUUGCAUGUUCUAUAGUAAAUACAGAAGAAGUUGUUUUCUGUUAAAUCCGUUUUCUGUUAAUCAUCUGACAACAUCUCGUAUUUGAAUCACUGACUGUUUCGUUAGAAACUUUCCGUAUCUGCAUCAAUGACUAUGAAAUUAAAAACAAGAUUUUGCUUUGAAA